Molecule: messenger RNA, 1750 nt
Organism: Armigeres subalbatus
Lineage: Eukaryota; Metazoa; Arthropoda; Insecta; Diptera; Culicidae
Exons: 5
Coding region: 252-1697 (481 amino acids)
Source: RefSeq, a predicted model, not a curated record
UGACUGACAAUGAGACAAAAAAACCGAAAUAUUUGUAAACAAAAAUAUUAGCCGUUGGCCAGCUCAAGUCAGUGUUUUUGCGUGACCGAGAAUUGCAUAAAAUUAAGUGAAUUUGCUAAUUUUAAUCAACUAUUGAAGUAGAUUGUGCGUAGACAAAUUUAAUAGUUAGUUAAGUAUAUAUCUAUAGUUUAUAACCACCACCAUCGAUUCAUGAUUGAACGACAUUGAUAUUGAAUAAGCUAAACCCAACCAUGGAUGAGGAAAACACCGUUCUGCUGGAGCGUGCCAUCGGUCUUAUUAAGUGCUGCAAACUCCCCCGCCUGACGCGAAACAUCGAUGAAGCCCAGCUGAAGCCGGAAACGUUCCGUGACUUCUUGGUCAUCCUCGACGAAACACUGCCGCAGCUGUUCGACUUGUUGGCCCAAUACGAGACCGAGCUGGUCGGCUUCGAUGAGUUCAAUCGCGGCAAUUUGGAAUUUCAAGUCAAUCUGGCUUUGAUGGUGGCGGAACAGUUGUAUGUGCCAGGGGAGCUGUAUGAGUUUCAAACUGAGAAUGUGACCUACCGGAAGCGCUUGUCGGACAUACACAAAAAGGGUCUAUUGGAAAGGAUUUUGACUGGGAUGGGCAGUGAGAGAACACUGAAGCUGAUUUGGGAACACUAUCAAAAGGUUCUGAAAGGAAAGGAAUGGAUGUAUCAUCCGGGGGACGUGGUGGGACUUGUUAGAAUUUGUGAGUUCCUGUAUGUGAAGAACCAGAGCGAAUUGACGCAAACGUUGGCGUCGUUUGUCCUCUCCGUAGGAAUAUCCCUGGUUGAAUUCCAUGACCCUGAGUACGAGACAGUUGGGUUGAGAUUGUUCAACGUUCUGCUAAGCGAUCGCCAUCGAUCGUUGAUCAAAAAGAGCAAUAUUCACGAAGUUGUGUUCCAAAAUGCAUUUCGACUGAGUGGCAAGGCCAAAAAUGAACGAUUUCUUAGGGAACUUUGGAGCUGUCUAUAUCGAUUCGUUGAAAUGUCCUUUCAGGAUCAGACCGAUUUCAGUGAGUGGUCUAAGCUGGACGACAUAGUUGAAGCAUUGUUAGAAGCGUUGACUUUCGAAUCGAAUCUUGUACUGUCAUCCGUACUUAUAGUCCACCUGCUGAAAAUUCUUUCACUGGAUUUGACGAAUUUUGUUAUCGACGAUUUGGACGACGUUAAAGCAGUAGAUACUAAAAGCCAUCAUGUAACGGUGCUGGAGCAGCUACGGGAGGGUGCGUUAUUGUUCCAUAAUCGUCGAUUUUAUCGGUGGCACAAGCGAUUGGUAGCGAUGAUUCCGUUUGAGUUCGAGAAGGCUUGCGGGGCGGGUCGCGAAUGCAGCAAGUAUAUGCAUGGCGUUCACCUUCUCUUCGUACUUACCGUUUUUCCUGUGGAACCGCAAGCAAUUGGAUUUGUUCCAUUAAUUCAGUCGUCUCUGCUCGACUUCAUGAUCUUGUUCAAACGACAUAUGCGAGAUCAAUGCAAUCGAUUAGAAUCGCUCACAAGUGAAACUGAUUCAAUAUAUUCGAUGAAGGCGUCAGAAUCAUUCGACAGAACGGUUGCCGUUUUCUGUAGAAGUGUGGCACAAAACUAUUUCCCAAAAGACCGAACAAACUUCUGGAGCGUGUUGGAGGCUGAAGUUGAUGGAUCGAGUGUAAUAAUAAAUCAGGAGGAUCGAUGUUCUUAACGUUGACCACUGUGGGAAAUCCGUAAAGGUAGUGGAAUAAAAUAAUGAAUAAG